This is a messenger RNA of Musca vetustissima, 1382 nucleotides long. It is a transcript of the gene Orc4, whose product is annotated as origin recognition complex subunit 4. Gene Ontology annotation, biological process: DNA replication; DNA replication initiation. The record is from RefSeq and is a predicted model, not a curated record. The coding region runs from base 3 to 1379 and encodes 458 amino acids. NCBI's taxonomy places the organism in Eukaryota, Metazoa, Arthropoda, Insecta, Diptera, Muscidae. The transcript is spliced from 2 exons. Gene Ontology annotation, molecular function: DNA replication origin binding; ATP hydrolysis activity. Gene Ontology annotation, cellular component: nucleus; nuclear origin of replication recognition complex.
AAAUGCCUGAUGAUAGUGAAGAAAUAUUGAAAACGAGGAAAUUUCUCAAAGAACGUUUACAGAGGGAUUACAGCACUUUUCGUGGCCAUGAAAAUGAACGGGAUAAUAUCAGACAAUUGCUGCAAAGGACCGCCGAAAUGGGUGAAUCGAAUUCGAUGUUGUUGAUAGGACCACGAGGAUCAGGAAAGACAACACUUGUCAAUGCUGUCCUGACGGAUUUAAUGAAAAACAAGGACUUCAUUCAAAACACAUUAAUUGUCCAUCUAAAUGGUAAUCUACAUACAGAUGAUCGCCUGGCCCUGAAAUCUGUUACGGUACAAAUGCAAUUGGAAAAUGCCACCGAUGGCAAGGUAUUCGGUUCAUUCGCCGAAAAUUUGGCAUUUUUACUUGCCUGCUUGAAGGCGGGAAAUAAACGCUCGAAAAGUGUAGUAUUUAUAUUGGACGAAUUCGAUUUAUUCUGUGCACAUCACAAUCAAACUCUUCUCUAUAAUCUCUUUGACGUAUCACAAAGUGCCCAGGCACCGAUUUGUGUUCUGGGUGUAACCUGUCGUUUAGAUGUUAUUGAACUAUUGGAGAAACGUGUAAAAUCUCGAUUUUCACAUCGCCAAGUAUUUAUAUUUCCAAAUGCUGAAGAUUUUGAUGAAUAUGUUAAGCUGUUUGCUGAACUUUUAACCAUACCCAGUGACAAACAAUUAAAAGAAUUAGCCGAUCGAGUUGGCGCACUCAAACAUUUACAUUCCAGUGAAUUGACCUUUCAUCGCAGUCAUUUUCAACCCUCCAAUUAUAAAUUUAAUAAGAAAUAUGUGGAGACAUGGAACAAACAUAUUGCAGAGUUAAUAAAAACCCCCUCAGUGGUUAAAUCCCUACAGGCCCUAUUCGAUUUUGAUGUUAGUCAAGCAUUUCUCAAAACGUUCAUUUUCCGUUUGGUGUGUCAAAUGCAAACAAACCAUCGGAUUGAGGAACAAAUUACAGCCGAACAUAUUGCCCAGUUAACUGCCACCUAUGAAAUGGAUGAAAAAGUUGAAUUAUUAUGUGGCCUAUCUGUAUUGGAGCUAUGUCUGGUCAUUGCCAUGAAACAUCAUUCGGAAAUCUAUGAUCGUGAUCCAUUCAAUUUUGAAAUAAUAUUUUCACGUUUUAAUAAAUUCGCCAAAGUGUCAUCGACCAUGCAGGGUAUUGAACGGCCGGUGGCAUUAAAGGCAUUUGAACAUUUACGCAAUAUGGAAAUUUUAUUACCCCUGACGGCCACAACAUGUAAAGUGCAGAAAGAAUUUGAAAUGCAUAAAAUGGUCUUAACAUAUGGACAAAUUAAUCAGGCGGUACAACGUUAUCAGGCUCUGCCUACCGAAGUGCAUCAAUGGUCGCAGAGUUCAUUAAUUUGAGGG